Molecule: messenger RNA, 807 nt
Organism: Durusdinium trenchii
Lineage: Eukaryota; Dinophyceae; Suessiales; Symbiodiniaceae
Source: the annotation of a GenBank genome assembly
AUGCCACGUCCGGUCACGACCCGUCUCGGACGAAGCGCCGACCCGUUAACACCGUACGGUGCGCCGACCCUCUCGGCUCAGAGCGGACCGAGCUCGGCGGACCGAGUGGAGUGCAGCACCAUGUCAGGUGCCAAGGUGGAUCUCUCAGGAGGUGCCUCGGCACCACCGCCGACGCAUGGCUAUGGCGGCUAUGGUGGAGGUGGCGUGGCGCAGCCGAUGGUCGAAGCCGCUAUGCAAGACCCCACGGUGCAGCAACACAUCAAGGAGGUGGCUUAUCAGCAGGCCUCCGCGGGCUAUGAGGCGGCGAAAGUGGCUGGAGCCAUGGCCGCUGAGGAGCUGGGGAAGUAUAUCCAAGAAGGCCCUGCCGGCAUCUCAGUGCUAUGCUUCUUAGGCGGCAUGGCCACGACCUUGAUCGGCUUGUUGGGCCUGCUGAACUUCGGCAAUGGCUUCACCUCUCCUUUUCAGUACGUGCUGAAUGCCUACCUCAUGGUCUUUGGCAUAGUCACCUUCCUCUUAGAGGCAGAUGUGGAAAGUCUGCGAUCAAUGAAGGUCUUGGGCAGAUUGUCGCCCUGGGUGGAACGUUAUCAGCUUGAGGUCUUCAAUCGGGCCAACUUUCUGACCGAGCUCAGAGGCAGAGGCUUCUUCUAUGUGUUCAUAGGGACCUUGGCAGUGACACAGUGCUUUAUUUGCCUGACCUUCGUGGCUGGGCUCUGGAACCUCCUCAUGGGAAUUCUGUGUUUGCUGAUGAGCUUUGGCAUCAAUCCAGCCAGCCAUCUCCAAACACAGGGCCAGCCUGGCCAGCCCUAA